Ceratosolen solmsi marchali is the source of this 562-nucleotide messenger RNA. It is a transcript of the gene RpL23, whose product is annotated as ribosomal protein L23. The record is from RefSeq and is a predicted model, not a curated record. Bases 77 to 499 code for a protein of 140 amino acids. The transcript is spliced from 4 exons. NCBI's taxonomy places the organism in Eukaryota, Metazoa, Arthropoda, Insecta, Hymenoptera, Agaonidae. Gene Ontology annotation, molecular function: structural constituent of ribosome; large ribosomal subunit rRNA binding. Gene Ontology annotation, cellular component: ribosome; cytosolic large ribosomal subunit. Gene Ontology annotation, biological process: translation.
GCGUGAAUAGAGAAUGAAACGUUGAAUUUAAAGCUUUGCGAACACCAUCUGGGUUUUCUCUCUUACACUCCCUAAGAUGUCGAAGAGAGGACGUGGUGGAUCGGCGGGAGCCAAAUUCAGGAUAUCCUUAGGUUUACCAGUUGGAGCCGUCAUUAAUUGUGCCGACAAUACUGGGGCAAAGAAUUUAUAUGUAAUUGCAGUUCAAGGAAUUAAAGGUCGUCUAAAUAGACUUCCUGCGGCUGGAUCGGGUGAUAUGAUAGUUGCCACGGUUAAAAAAGGAAAGCCUGAACUCAGAAAAAAGGUUAUGCCAGCCGUGGUAAUAAGGCAACGAAAACCGUUUCGUAGGAAGGAUGGAGUAUUCAUAUAUUUUGAAGACAAUGCAGGUGUAAUUGUCAAUAAUAAGGGUGAAAUGAAGGGUUCUGCGAUCACAGGUCCAGUUGCAAAAGAAUGUGCAGAUUUAUGGCCCAGAAUUGCAUCUAAUGCUAGCAGUAUCGCUUAAACAUUCAUGUAUAAAUAUUUUUCACUUAAUAAUACAAAUCUGGAUGUUACGUCCAAAACAAGA